Acomys russatus (golden spiny mouse) is the source of this 2067-nucleotide messenger RNA. RefSeq names its product dihydrouridine synthase 3 like (gene Dus3l). Bases 97 to 2034 code for a protein of 645 amino acids. Gene Ontology annotation, biological process: tRNA processing. Gene Ontology annotation, molecular function: RNA binding; flavin adenine dinucleotide binding; tRNA dihydrouridine synthase activity. Lineage: Eukaryota; Metazoa; Chordata; Mammalia; Rodentia; Muridae. The record is from RefSeq and is a predicted model, not a curated record. The transcript has 13 exons.
GUCUGCGCGUGCGCACUCUCUUCGGUAGGCUCCGGAGGACACGCGCGACCCGGAAGACUUUCCUGCCACACUCCAGAACUAGCGUGAGGGGCGUCGAUGGCGGAGAGUGCAGAGGCGGCAGCCAAGAACGGUGGUGGCGGCGACUCCGGGGUCGGCACGUGCGAACGGGGGGUGGCGCCCAUUAAAGCUCAGUACCGCACGACUAAAGAACGGUUCCACGGAUACCUGGACCCAGACAAGCAGGAGGAUGUAUGGCAGGAAACGCCUAUAGGAGACCCUGGUGGCAGUGAUCCAGCCGAGCCCCAGGCCAAGAGGAGCCGCCUGGAAGAUGGGCAGGAGAAUGGGAAGACAGAGGUGGCAGUUGAGGCUCCCGAACGGCAGGUGCCCAAGAGGGCCCGUGGCCAGAACAAAAGCCGUCCCCAUGUGAAGCCAGCCCACUAUGAUAAGGAGAGGCUAUGCCCCUCCCUCCUCCAGGAGUCAGCCACUCCAUGUGCAUUUGGAGACCGGUGCCGCUUCCUGCACGAUGUGGGGCGCUACCUGGAGACCAAACCAGCAGACCUGGGCCCCAGCUGCGUGCUCUUCGACACCUUUGGCCGGUGCCCUUACGGCGUCACCUGUCGCUUUGCUGGGGCACACCUGGGGCUGGAGGGUCAGAACCUGGUGCGGGAGGAGGUGGUGGCCCGCUGUGCGCACCUCCCUCCCGUGCGCAACAGCCUGGACAGAGCCCUGCAGCAGCAGCUGCGCAAACGCCAGGUGUGCUUCGAGCGAGCUGAGCGGGCCCUGCGCCACCUUACCCAGGGCCCCGUGCCCACAGUUGUCCCCGAGACCACUGUGGCCACAGUGACCCCAGAGCACAACAGCUGCCACGCCCAGCUGGACCCUGUAGGAGGGGCCGGCACCCCGAAUGGCAGCCCAGUGGCCACCUGUGGCCCCUUGACAGAUGAGGAUGUCAUCCGGCUGCGGCCCUGUGAGAAGAAGCGGCUAGACAUCGGUGGGAAGCUGUACCUGGCUCCGCUAACCACGUGUGGGAACCUCCCCUUUCGCCGCAUCUGCAAGCGCUUUGGCGCAGACGUGACCUGCGGUGAGAUGGCGGUGUGCACGAACCUGCUCCAAGGACAGAUGUCCGAGUGGGCCUUGCUCAAGCGCCACCCCUGUGAGGACAUCUUCGGGGUGCAGCUGGAGGGCGCCUUCCCCGACACCAUGACCAGAUGCGCUGAGCUCCUGAAUCGCACCAUUGACGUGGACUUCGUGGACAUCAAUGUGGGCUGCCCCAUCGACCUUGUCUACAAGAAGGGUGGCGGCUGCGCGCUCAUGAAUCGCUCGGCCAAGUUCCAGCAGAUUGUGCGGGGUGUGAAUGAGGUGCUGGACGUGCCGUUGACCGUGAAGAUGCGCACGGGUGUCCAGGAGCGUGUGAGCUUGGCACAUCGCCUGCUACCCGAGCUGCGGGACUGGGGUGUCGCACUCGUUACGCUCCAUGGCCGUUCCCGGGAACAGCGCUACACCAGGCUGGCUGACUGGCCGUACAUCGAGCAGUGUGCCAAGGUGGCCAGCCCCAUGCCCCUGUUUGGAAACGGAGACAUCCUUUCGUUUGAGGAUGCCAACUGUGCCAUGAAGACAGGCGUGGCAGGGGUCAUGAUUGCCCGUGGCGCCUUGCUCAAGCCCUGGCUAUUCACAGAGAUCAAAGAACAGAGACACUGGGACAUCUCCUCCUCUGAGCGCCUGGACAUCUUGAGGGACUUCACACACUAUGGGUUGGAACACUGGGGCUCCGACACACAGGGCGUGGAGCGGACACGGCGCUUCCUUCUCGAGUGGCUCUCCUUUCUUUGCAGGUAUGUGCCUGUGGGCCUGCUCGAGAGGCUCCCACAGAGGAUCAACGAGAGGCCGCCCUACUACCUAGGCCGAGACCACCUGGAGACGCUCAUGGCCAGCCAGCAGGCCGCAGACUGGGUUCGCAUCAGUGAGAUGCUGCUUGGACCAGUUCCACCUGGCUUUGUCUUCCUGCCAAAGCACAAAGCCAAUGCUUACAAGUAGCCAAGGGAGACAAUAAAUUUUAUUCUUCUACAA